Molecule: messenger RNA, 4731 nt
Organism: Anthostomella pinea
Lineage: Eukaryota; Fungi; Ascomycota; Sordariomycetes; Xylariales; Xylariaceae
Source: the annotation of a GenBank genome assembly
AUGGCUGCAAUGGCCUUGCUUAGGCUUCCGCCCGCGGUCCGGGUGGCAAUGCUCGCUCGCACCUUCGAAACGCACAAGCCAUACUUUCCGGCGUAUAGCGUGAGUAUGUCGCAGCGACGCAGCUACGCCGAUGCGCAAUUGCAAAGUACAGAGGGCUUCCAAGACGUUGAAGACUUUUCAUCGGCACCUCCUGAUCUGCAGCAGAGAGCAGAACAUACGCCGGUCCAUUUCUUUUUCGAGCGAAGUGAUCCAGCAGAGCAUCAACAGAGGAUUGAGACAGCAGCAACGAAAGUACGAGAUCGAUCGAGCAAUCUGGAACUGGAGGACGGCCAACUGGAGCACGGCCAACGGCGAGAACUCAGUUACGAUAUCCGGAAGAACGCUGUAAAUAGGAGUGCUUUGGCAGCUCUAAUGACCUAUCCACUCUUUCGUUUCGACGACACCAGCCGCAAACUGGAGCAGAAAGCCGAACAUCUUUCAUCAGGUGGCCAGCCCGAAUCGUCUGACGUGCAGGAGACCGCUGAAACUAUGAGGCUGCCAACUGAAGCAGAAUACCCGUGGGCUCCAGUAGAGCUCUUCGAAGCAGCGACGGUGAUCAACGGCUUCAGGCGUCUCAGAGUUGCCGCCGAAAAGGAGUUCAAAGUGGACGAGAAGUUCAGUACCCGACGUCGUGCCAAAAAGGGCCAGGUUGAACACACAUGCCAACUAGUCUUGAGCGUUGAGGGCUUUGCUUGGUGGAUGUCGACUGGCAAAGGAUUGACCAGGAAAGUUGCGAAGCAGGCGGCCUACCUUCGGGCACUUGCUGACAUGCAUGUAAAGGGUGCGCUCAAGGCCCUGUCGUCCCCGACACUUUCUCAGGAAGGAAACAUUCGACAAGAGCACGAAGUCAAAGUAUCUACAACGCAGGCUGGCAUGCCGACCGAAGAGCAAUAUCCUCAGGCUCCAGACGGCCUGUUCGACCCGGCACUUAUCCAGGACAUUAUUCACGGUGCAUGCGGUAAGCUGAAGAUACCGAUACAGACUCACGUCGACUUGGACACUAAGCGCGCACCGGGUUUGGUCUUCACUUGUACGCUUAAGCUCGAGCUGCCGGGCUUAUGCCAAGAGACCAGUGCGGGAGAGGGUCGGAGCAAACAGGUUGCGAGACAAGCUGCUUGGGUGCAGAUGGCGGCAAAACUACACGAGAAUGGUGCCCUGAGUGUGCUGUUCUCUGGGACUAAGAAGACCACGAUACAUCUGCAGCCGGGAGUGGAAGUUACAGACAUGAGGCCAACCACGCUGGGCAAAGGCGUAAUCGAAGAAGAGAAGGAUGCCAAAACCGAGAUCUACAACUAUGCGGCCGGGUUUGGUCUUGUCCCGCAAUUCAGAGUCGCCAUGGUCCAGACUCGGACUCCACGGAAGAGACUCCGAAAACAGUCGGCUCGGCAGAAGCAGAAGCCUACUGUGCAGGUCGACAUUAGCCUGCCGGAACAAAGCAUCGAUGUGUCCGCCGUGGCUAAGGACUUGCGGACCGCCGAGACUGCGGCAGCUCUCUCUUUCAAGGCGAAAGCUGAGGAGUGGCACAAGCGCAACCGUGGUCUGCAGACAGGAGACUCUGGGCUACAAUCAGGACUCCUGAGCACCGACACCGCCAUAUACUUCUUUCAGUGGCUCCGAGAAGUCAGGAGAGGCACCCGCAUUGAAGUGGAGCAUGAGCAGCUUACUCAGGCUCGUUCCACCCGCCAGAGCGCCCAUUUGACUGUGGAUGGUACUCCGCUCGGACAAGCCGUCGUAAUGGGGAGCAAGAAACAAGCAGAAGCGGCUGCGCACCUAACGGCUGCUAUUGAGAUGACUAGGGAGGACCCUGGGUUACUACAGGGCUUCGAGGAGAGGCUGACGAAGAACAAAGGUAAAUUUUUGAAGCCGUUGCCUCCCAUCGAUCUCGAUAUUGGUGUUGGGGCCACAUACAUCAUGCGGGACGCACUUGUGGAGGCCAGGAAAGCUGGUCUGCCAGAUAGCCGACAGGUGUUGCGGGCUGAAGAGAGACUCGUGGAGGGCGCUCCGCGAAGACGACCGACACGGCUCGAUCCAGUCAAGAUCGAGUACCUCAACGGACACCUGGUGGACAAACAAAAGGCAUUUGAGGAAGAUGCUGGCCUGCAAGAGCUUCACGCGAAGAAGGCGUCGCUUCCGAUGAAUCAGUACCGAGCACAAGUCAUCGAUAUGGUUAGCAACAACCCCUAUAGCAUAAUCGUUGGCGCUACUGGAAGCGGCAAGACAACGCAGGUCCCGCAAAUUCUCUUGGAACAUGCUAUCGCUGCUGGCCAUGGUGGCUCUUGCAAUAUCAUCUGUACUCAACCAAGACGCAUAGCAGCGACCUCGGUAGCACAGCGGGUGGCUGUAGAGCGCAAUGAGCGGUUGCAAGAGUCUGUCGGUUACCAAGUCCGCUUUGAUGCGAAGCUACCACGGCCUGGAGGCAGCAUGACAUAUUGCACCACUGGCGUCUUGCUCGAGCAGCUCAAACACGAUGCAGACGGUGUAUUGGACGCGGUAUCACACUUGGUCAUCGACGAAGUCCAUGAACGAGACAUCAAUAUUGACUUUCUCAUGGUCGUGUUGAAGAAGGCUUUGGCCGCUCGUCGACUGGCAAGCAAGUCGAUACCGAAGGUCGUCUUGAUGUCUGCGACGCUGGAUACAGAGCUGUUCGCUGAGUACUUCGUGACUACCGAUGCGGGAGGCAAGCGGACAGCCUGUCCGUCUCUGAGCGUGCCGGGACGUACAUUCCCUGUCAAGGAGAUAUAUCUCGAAACGAUUCUGCACGAAUUGCAACAGCAUCAUAAGCGCGAGCUCACCCUCAUGAUCUCACAAGAAAAGGACAGUCAAGAAUAUCUGAGAUCCGAGACGACUUUCUGUAGGUCACAUACGUCGACUGGGGAGCAACUUGCAGACAAUGGCGCAAUCGACUGGAAGCGACAGAGACAGGUUCAAGCUGGACUGGAAGACGUUGGUAAUGCCACCUCCGAGCAGGAAGAAGCCCUCGUACCAACUGCAUUGCUCGCGGCUACCAUAGCACACAUAUGCAAGACGACUGAGGACGGUGCCAUCUUAGCCUUCCUGCCCGGCAUCGAGGAAAUAGUGAGGACGCAACGGGUCUUACAGGAGCGAACGCUAUUGGGUAUGGACUUCCGUGAUCCUUCGAAGUUCAAGAUCUGCCUUCUGCACUCCACCGUGCCCAAAGAGGAACAAACAGCAAUAUUCGACCCGGUGCGGCCUGGUUGCCGCAAAAUCAUACUGUCCACCAACAUUGCCGAGACGUCUGUCACCGUUACUGAUGUGAAGUAUGUUGUUGACACGGGCAAGUUGCGGGAGACGCGGUACGAUCAGACCAGACGCAUCACCAAGCUACAGUGUGUAUUUGAGAGCAAGUCAAACUCCAAGCAGCGUGCUGGCCGCGCCGGUCGCGUACAGGAAGGCCACUACUAUGCCCUAUUCUCCAAGGAACGCCAUGACUCUUUGAGAGCGGUCGGCCUGCCGGAGCUGCUACGAAGCGAUCUCCAGGAGACCUUGUUGUCCAUCAAAGCUCGGGGCUUCAGCGAGCCUGUUGAGCAGUUUCUUGGACUAGCAAUCGAAGCUCCGCCCACAGCUGCAAUAAAAGUAGCACGAUCGAGCCUGCAGGCAAUCGAGGCGCUUACUACGGAUGAGCAGCUUACGGAUCUUGGUCGCCUUUUGUCAAAGUUACCUGUUCACCCGACCCUGGGCAAGAUGAUUGUGCUAGGAGUCGUCUUCAGAUGUCUCGACUCGAUGCUUAUACUCGGGGCAGCUGCCCAGGAACGUGCACUCUUCAUAACGCCACUUGGCGGUGACCUGCGAGCAGCGUCUGUCAGCGCUCGUCGGAAGUAUGCGAAAGGUGAACCCAGCGAUCACAUGGCAAUGUUGAACGGCUUCAACAAGAUCCGCAAGCUCCGAGAUCAGUACGGCAUCGGUGCAGCAUCCGAGCGCGCACGGGAGAACUGGAUCCACAUGGGAGCGUUCAGAGCGAUCGAUCAGACUGCCCAGCAGAUCGUGCAGAUACUGGAAGGCUCCGGCUUGAUCCCAAGCACACUUCCCAGCGAAAGGUCGCGAGGCCGAUACGGUCCAGCCGAGCUGAAUCGCAACGCCCACAAUCCGGUCCUCGUGAAGUCUCUGCUUCUGGCGGGUUCGCAUCCAAAUCUCGCUGUCAAAAGCAGCCCAACAGGCGCCACCUACCGAGUUCCUGACGAACAAGGGGUGCUAUUGCACCCCUCAUCCCUCAACGACGACACGAAGAAGACCAGCAAGAAACACCCGCGAGGAUCAUUGUUCGCAUACAGCACUCUCGGCAGAAGCAACGACGGCAAGCAGCUCUUCAUGAGGGACUCGACGCUCGUGGACCCGCUGAUGGCGGUACUCUUUGGUGGCAAGUUGCACAGGAGCGGCUUCGCUCGUCUGGACAUGGAUGAGUGGCUUUCUUUCUACAUCAAAGUCAACGAUAAGGGAUUCGUCCCGACGAUGCUCAUCGUGGAGUUCCGGGAGGCUUUGGACAGAGUGCUGAACAGCGCUUUCCGCUCGCUGGCGACUUUGGACGUACAGAAAGGCCGCGUCUUCGCAGACGACCCGGUGCGAGAUCCGUUCGCCAACAGAGUCGUCCGGGUGUUGGACCAGGUUGCGGCGAAAGGCGGUGACGCGAGGAAUUUGAGAUGGCGACAAACAGCCCAGAUAAACUGGAUAGACUAG